Molecule: messenger RNA, 4770 nt
Organism: Drosophila montana
Lineage: Eukaryota; Metazoa; Arthropoda; Insecta; Diptera; Drosophilidae
Gene: Gyc32E
Product: Guanylyl cyclase at 32E
Exons: 24
Coding region: 1074-4643 (1189 amino acids)
Biological process (GO): receptor guanylyl cyclase signaling pathway; protein phosphorylation; intracellular signal transduction
Cellular component (GO): plasma membrane
Molecular function (GO): adenylate cyclase activity; ATP binding; guanylate cyclase activity
Source: RefSeq, a predicted model, not a curated record
GUGUUGUGAUGUACUCUAAUGUCGUUAUACGAGAAUGACAUGGUGAUUUUAAUUUCCUUGACACUUGACAUGAAGCGCAUAAGUAAAAUCAAUUAAAUUCGCAGAAAUACAAAUGUCAUUCGAGUCCACAUAGACACUUGUCUUAAUUCGCUGCGUAGAAUAUAAACAUCUCCCAACCUGAGCAUGUGAAUGAUUCUGAAAAUAAUUCAAUAUAUUGGUUUAAAAUCAGACAUACAAAAAAAUACCAUAUGAUAGCUAACUACGUCACAGAUUAGUUAUGUAAAACCCUCUGAAGUUUUAGCACGCACAGGAAUGGUAAGCGUUACAAAAAGUGUUAAAAAAUAGUAAGUAUGCCCGUGGGCGUUACAUUAUCAGGACACUAAAGUGCCUAAUCCGUGGAAGCUGACCUUGGCCGUGAACCAGACCAAAUGAUAUGCAACCGAAUGUACCAGUGUCCAAACUUAAGCACGUCCGGUGAAAGCCCACGCUCUUAACCAAAAGCUCCAAAACAAACGGAUUACAGAAGAGCUAAAACCGUCGAUGAAGCCCCAAAGCGAGGAGGACACGCGACGAAUCCAAAUAUAAUAUAAAUUAAAAUCAUUUUAGAUCACCAAACCGACAAAAUCGCUGUGACCCAGGUCAAUACCCAGCACCCACGCUUGCAAAUUUAGCCACAGCAGCUCCUGUCAGUCGAACGCCAUUUCAUUUUGGCGCGCAGACCGCCCACAACCACAGUCCCCAUUUGAUGCCGGAACCAAGCCGAAGUGUACCCACGAAGUUGACGGCAUAAAAGGACCAGGCAGCCAUUUGCCGAGCAGCAGUCUCAUUGGGAUAAACGGUCGAACAACAACGGCUCGCAGAGCAACAAGUGAAAACUGUUGCGGCUUUUGAAAUUUAACGCUCAGAUGUGGCCUAAAGUCACGUUUGAAUCUAUUCGCGUCAAAUGUGCAAUUUUCAGUGCGGUUCUUGACUCGUAAACCUUCUCAAAGCUCUGUCCCACUUGGUUGAACCCGGUGUCUGUGUCACGCGGCUUACUUAACUUUACUGCCAUUAACUCCGCGUUUUCCGCUUUAAUGUGUCUGGUUAACAUGACACACAAUCGCAUUUUUCGCAAUAUCCGCCUCUUCCUUGUGGCAGCUACUGCACUGCUGUCAUCUCAAAGGAACUACACAACAGCCUCGAAAGACAUAAUAAAUAUUGGAUUCCUGGCUGAAUACUCUCAAAUGCGGGUAACUCUUGGCGGUCUGCCGCUUGCUGUGGAGGAUGUCAAUAAAAACGUGAAUUUGCUGCCAGGCAAGACACUUAAAUUUAUUCCAUUUGACAUAGGUCACACAACCAGUGCAUAUCGAGUGAAACCCUUAAGACUUAUGACAGAACUGAGGGAAAGAAGGGUGAAGGCUUUCAUAGGACCCGAUGAAAGCUGCACAACUGAGGCGUUGCUGGCCGCCGCCUGGAAUAUCCCAAUGCUUUCAUUUAAAUGCUCUGACUCAAUUGUUUCCAAUAAGAGUACCUUUCCCACCUUUGCACGAACCCUCGCCCCAGCUUCGAAGGUCUCUAAAAGUGUCAUAAGCCUGUUGAAUGCAUAUGAUUGGAAAAAAUUUGCAAUUGUGGUUAGUUCAAAGCCCAUUUGGGGUUCCGACGUGGCUAGCGCUAUUCAGGAACUUGCUGAAUCGAGAAACUUUACCAUAACGCAUUUUAAAUACAUAUCGGAUUACAUACCCAUUAAGAAAACAUUAUCACAAAUCGAAAGUAUUAUUGACGAGACUUACACAACGACACGCAUUUACGUAUUUAUCGGAGAGCAUAUUGCUAUGGUGGACUUUGUGCGCUGCCUGCAAAAUCGUGGACUUCUCGAAAGCGGAGCUUACAUUGUUGUAUCUGUGGACGAUGAGAUCUAUAAUGCGAAUCGUGUCAAUAUAAUGGAACGUAAUUACUUAGAUCCUUAUAUUAGAAAAGAAAAGAGCAAAUCACUGGAUAAAAUCUCAUUUCGUUCAGUUAUCAAAAUAAGCAUGACAUAUCCACAAAACCCUCAUAUUCGUGACAUUUGUGCCAAAAUCAAAGAGUAUGCGCGUAAAGCUCCAUUUCUGGUGCCCUACCAUCAAAGAGUUUUCGAGAAUAUUUCGGUUCCCAUAUACGGUCUACAUCUGUAUGAUAGCGUGAUGAUCUAUGCACGUGCCAUUACGGAAAUACUCCAGCUGGGCGGCGAUAUAAACGAUGGAAAUCUUGUUAUGAGUCACAUAUUCAAUAGAUCAUAUCACUCGAUUCAGGGCUUUGAUGUAUUCAUUGACUCAAAUGGCGAUGCGGAGGGCAACUACACUGUAAUAACACUUCAGAGCGAUGCAAACGGAGGAUCUGGUAAUUCGCUAGCUAAAAUGUCCAUGCAGCCAGUUGGAUUUUUUGUCUACAAUAAAGACUCUGUUAUACCGGAAUUUCGGUAUAUUAAAAAUGGAAGACCUAUUCAGUGGCUCAACGGUCGACCGCCGCUUGCGGAGCCAAUGUGCGGUUUCUAUGGCGAGUUGUGUCCACGCAAAAAGCUGGAUUGGCGAUACGUGGUCACUGCACCAUUAUUUGCAUUCGUAUUGGUCGUUGCCAUCGCCCUGUUGUUCAAGCAUUACCGCUAUGAACAGACAUUGGCUGGUUUAUUGUGGAAGGUGGACAUGAAAGAGGUCACUGUGAUAAACUUGGGCGAAUAUAACAACCCAAGCCAUAAGAAUAUUGUCCAAAUUUGCCGUCAAAGUAUUUUAGUUGUUGGGGAGCCGAACAAAAGGUCAUUCACAAACAUUGCUCUUUUUCGUGGUAAUAUUGUCGCCAUGAAAAAAAUUCAUAAAAAGAAUGUGGACAUAACUCGUUCUAUUCGUAAGGAAUUAAAAUUGAUGCGAGAGGUUCGACAUGAAAACAUAAUUAAUUUUAUUGGGGCAUCAAUUGAUCAUGGAUCUGUCAUAAUAUUCACAACAUAUUGUGCGCGAGGAAGCCUAGAAGAUGUUCUUGCAAACGAAGAUCUGCAUUUGGAUCAUAUGUUCAUUUCUUCAUUGGUGUCAGAUAUACUUAAAGGGCUUAUUUACUUGCACGACUCGGAGAUUAUUUCUCAUGGAAACUUACGAUCGAGUAACUGCCUAAUCGACUCAAGAUGGGUUUGCCAAAUCUCAGAUUUUGGUCUUCACGAACUAAAGGCGGGUCAGGAUGAGCCAAACAAAACGGAACUGGAAUUAAAACGUGCCCUCUCUAUGGCGCCCGAACUUUUACGCAACUCGUUCCGGCCAGCCCGUGGAUCACAGAAGGGCGAUAUUUAUUCCUUUGGCAUUUUACUAUACGAGAUGAUUGGCCGAAAGGGACCCUGGGGGGAGACUGCGUAUACAAAAGAAGAGAUCAUAAAAUUCGUUAAAAGUCCUGAUCUGCUGCAGCACGGCGUAUUUCGGCCAGCCCUUAAUACUUUAAAUAUACCAAAUUACAUUCGUAACUGCUUGCGUCUUUGUUGGGAUGAGGAUCCCGAAGUACGCCCUGACAUUAGACUGGUCCGAAUGCAUUUAAAAGAACUUCAAGCUGGAUUAAAACCAAACAUAUUUGAUAACAUGCUCGCAAUAAUGGAGAAAUAUGCAUACAAUUUGGAGGGCCUCGUCCAGGAACGAACCAAUUUACUAUACGAGGAGAAAAAGAAAACUGAUAUGCUUUUGUAUCAAAUGCUGCCCAAAACGGUUGCAGAAUUGUUAAAAAGUGGCGAUCCUGUUAAGGCCGAAUGCUUUGAUUGUGUGACUAUUCUAUUUAGCGAUAUAGUCGGCUUCACUGAACUCUGUACUACCAGCACUCCAUUUGAAGUUGUCGAAAUGCUGAACGAUUUGUAUACAUGCUGCGAUUCCAUAAUAUCCAAUUACGAUGUUUAUAAGGUGGAAACGAUUGGAGACGCGUAUAUGGUAGUAUCUGGGCUACCUUUAAAAAAUGGCAAUCGUCACGCCGGCGAGAUAGCCUCAUUAGCGCUUCACUUGCUUGAAACUGUUGGCAAUCUUAAAAUUCGACAUAAACCAACAGAAACGGUGCAAUUUCGUAUUGGUAUACAUUCUGGUCCCUGCGCAGCUGGUGUCGUUGGGCAGAAGAUGCCACGAUAUUGCCUGUUUGGGGACACUGUCAACACGGCCUCGCGCAUGGAGAGUACCGGCGAAGCGAUGAAGAUCCACAUAUCGGAGGAGACCUAUCAAUUGCUGCAAGCUGUUGGAGGCUACAUAUGCGUCGAGCGAGGCCUGACCAGCAUUAAAGGCAAGGGCGACAUGCGAACCUAUUGGCUAACCAAGCAAUUGCAACCCGAAAUGCGAGCGCUAAUGAUCAACGACUGGGCACCAGAUCUAAUAAGUACUGUGGAUUCUUCAAAUGGUUGCUGCUCAAAGACUAGAGGUGGCGACUUGUCCUUGUUGAAGUUUCCAAACAUGCCCAUGAACAUGAGGACAGGCUCCUGUAACUGUGCUACCAAAUGCUUAUACAGCCGGCGAUCCGACGAUAAUGUUACCACCUCGCACAAAGCCUCUGCGCUGUCGAAGGUCACAGAAACAGUGCAGAUCAAUUGCAACCAGUUGUGCGUCUGUCGAUUAAAUGGCAGUCAAGUGUUGAGCAAUCGGAGCCCUCGCUCGGCUCCUAGCAUCUCAUUUAGGCUCUAGGCCUGAGCUGCUCUACGAACAAAUAACGGAGCGAUCGUGUCACACGGUUGUAACCUAUACAUUUAUUAAUGUCUAUCGGACAUUUUUAUUGCAAAAUACUUAAAUAAAUGUAAGCUUAAACCCGUAA